GCGGAGGAGCUUUGCAUUACUCUGUGUUCAUCAGCGUAUAGUAAGAAUGAGUGGAAGAGGCAAAGGAGGAAAAGGACUCGGAAAAGGAGGCGCUAAGCGUCACCGUAAAGUCCUCCGUGAUAACAUCCAGGGAAUCACCAAGCCCGCUAUCCGCCGUCUGGCCCGCCGUGGUGGAGUGAAGCGUAUCUCUGGUCUGAUCUACGAGGAGACCCGCGGUGUGCUGAAGGUUUUCCUGGAGAACGUGAUCCGUGAUGCCGUCACUUACACUGAGCACGCCAAGAGAAAGACCGUGACUGCCAUGGAUGUGGUGUAUGCUCUGAAGAGGCAGGGCCGCACUCUGUACGGCUUCGGCGGCGUCCGCCUCCUGCUCCGGAUUCCUCAUCAGUUCAGUCAGACGCUCGUUGUCGUGAACACAUCACUGAGGAAAAAAAAAAUAAAAAUGGCAGAAGUCGCUCCAGCUCCAGCCGCCGCUGCUCCGGCAGCCAAAGCGCCCAAGAAGAAGGCUUCCAAGCCGAGGAAGGCUGGCCCCAGCGUCAGCGACCUCAUCGUGAAAGCUGUGGCCGCUUCCAAGGAGCGGAACGGCGUGUCCGCGGCCGCCCUCAAGAAGACUCUGGCUGCCGGAGGCUACGACGUGGAGAAGAACAAGGCCCGCGUUAAGAUCGCCAUCAGGAGCCUGGUGACUAAGGGAACUCUGCUCCAGACCAAGGGGACCGGGGCCUCCGGCUCCUUCAAGAUGAACAAGAAGGCGGCUGAGCCCAAAGCAAAGAAGCCAGUCAAGAAAGCCGCUCCCGCUGCCAAGAAGCCCGCAGCCAAGAAAUCCACAGCGGCUAAGAAGCCCAAAGCUGCGGCAGCAGCCAAGAAGGCAACAGCCACAAAGAAGUCCCCGAAGAAGGCCAAGAAAACCGCGACGCCCAAGAAAGUAGCCAAGAGCACCAAGAAGACUACCAAGAGUCCCAAGAAGGUGGCUAAGAAGGUGGCCAAGAAGCCUCCCGCAGCCAAGAAACCUGCCGCAAAGAAAGUUGCCAAGCCCAAAGCCAAGAAGGCAGCAGCACCCAAGAAGAAAGACGUUGAGGUUUUACUUGGCCUUGACGGGCUUCUCGGUCUUCUUGGGCAGCAGCACAGCCUGGAUGUUAGGCAGCACACCACCCUGAGCGAUGGUCACUCCGCCCAGGAGCUUGUUGAGCUCCUCGUCGUUGCGGACGGCCAACUGCAGGUGACGGGGGAUGAUACGGGUCUUCUUGUUGUCACGGGCGGCGUUGCCAGCCAACUCCAGGAUCUCAGCGGUCAGCAAGCCCGCAAACCCUCCGCUUUAUGUCUGCGCAGUGCGCGGGACGGAUCCUACCAGACCAACCAGAAAAGGGGCUUCCAUCAGAGGGCGGCCGCUCUGCAUUUUGGCGAACUUUUUGAACUGAUUUUCUCCAAUGAGCAGCAGGGACUCGGGCGGUGGGUUGCUCCUCCAGGCGAUGCUGAGCGUCAAGAGGAGCCCUUAACCAAUCGAGAGCCGGAGGUUUGCAGCAGCGUCACUAACUCCCAGCCGACCCAACAGCUUAAGAGCAGCGUCGCCUCCUCUCUUGUCUUUACUAUAUUUUCUCGUGUUCAGAGAAACGAAGAGGUAAUUAUGGCAAGAACCAAGCAGACUGCUCGUAAGUCUACCGGUGGCAAAGCCCCGAGGAAGCAGCUGGCCACCAAGGCUGCCCGUAAGAGCGCCCCGGCCACCGGCGGUGUGAAGAAGCCUCACCGUUACAGGCCCGGUACCGUGGCUCUGAGGGAGAUCCGUCGCUACCAGAAGUCUACGGAGCUGCUGAUCCGCAAGCUGCCCUUCCAGCGCCUGGUCAGAGAGAUCGCUCAGGAUUUCAAGACCGACUUGCGUUUCCAGAGCUCCGCUGUCAUGGCUCUGCAGGAGGCCAGCGAGGCUUACCUGGUCGGUCUGUUUGAGGACACCAACCUGUGCCGUAUAGUAAGAAUGAGUGGAAGAGGCAAAGGAGGAAAAGGACUCGGAAAAGGAGGCGCUAAGCGUCACCGUAAAGUCCUCCGUGAUAACAUCCAGGGAAUCACCAAGCCCGCUAUCCGCCGUCUGGCCCGCCGUGGUGGAGUGAAGCGUAUCUCUGGUCUGAUCUACGAGGAGACCCGCGGUGUGCUGAAGGUUUUCCUGGAGAACGUGAUCCGUGAUGCCGUCACUUACACUGAGCACGCCAAGAGAAAGACCGUGACUGCCAUGGAUGUGGUGUAUGCUCUGAAGAGGCAGGGCCGCACUCUGUACGGCUUCGGCGGCUAAACGCGACAACUUCUCAUCAACCAACAUCAAAGGUCCUUUUAAGGGCCACA
Scatophagus argus is the source of this 2325-nucleotide messenger RNA. RefSeq lists its product as uncharacterized. Gene Ontology annotation, biological process: nucleosome assembly. Gene Ontology annotation, molecular function: protein heterodimerization activity; DNA binding; structural constituent of chromatin. Gene Ontology annotation, cellular component: nucleosome. The transcript has 5 exons. The record is from RefSeq and is a predicted model, not a curated record. Lineage: Eukaryota; Metazoa; Chordata; Actinopteri; Scatophagidae. The coding region runs from base 47 to 2275 and encodes 742 amino acids.